AUGUCGGUGUCAUUUGCCGAGAAAUUAUUACUCGUAUUUGUCGCAUUAAAUUUAACAAUUAUUAUAUUACUCUAUAAAUUUACUACAACCAAUGCACCAAUUACACUUAUCAUUCAGUUAAUGAUACCACUGAUCAUCUGGCAACUAAUACUUGGUAUGUCAUUUUUUCCGGAUGAGUUUGUAGCACAAUUUCUGGAUGACUUUUACGGAAAUGAUGAUGCAGCCGGUGAUCAAGCAUUUAAUCAACCGUCGCCAUCAAAUAUUGAUAAUAGUAUCAUUCAUUCACACGGUGAUAUAUCUAUAACAAAUGCUUAUAUUAGGCAUAGUUAA
Messenger RNA from Brugia malayi, 330 nucleotides. RefSeq lists its product as uncharacterized. The record is from RefSeq and is a predicted model, not a curated record. Lineage: Eukaryota; Metazoa; Nematoda; Chromadorea; Rhabditida; Onchocercidae. The transcript has 2 exons. Bases 1 to 330 code for a protein of 109 amino acids.